Striga hermonthica is the source of this 2148-nucleotide messenger RNA. The record is from the annotation of a GenBank genome assembly. NCBI's taxonomy places the organism in Eukaryota, Viridiplantae, Streptophyta, Magnoliopsida, Lamiales, Orobanchaceae.
AUGGCGUCGCGUUCGGCGAAAACAAUGUCGGAAGUAGCCCUGGAUGCCCUUUCGGAUCGGUUUAGGAACACGCUUGCCGGCGGAGAAAAGGACGGCGGCGGCGUCAGCGUCGACAAGCCGGACUUCCGGGAGCUCGAUCUGUUCUCGCCGGCAACGCCGCUCCGAACUCGUAGCGCCGGCGUACUUCCCACCGCCGCCGCCGCCGCGGCGGCCACCACCGUCACCGCUACCAGCAGCAGCUCCAGCUCAUCCGGAUCGGUCACGGGCCGUACCUCGGCUGUCCCCAACUCGCAUUUGCCCCGGAGAUCCGGCCCCGACCCUAACAGCCACUCAGGCGAGCUCUCCGUUGAGAGUUCCCCGUCGUCAGCUGCCCGGAGCUUCCGGCCUGGCCACACCCGGUCCCGCUCCUGUGGGUCCCACCACCUGUUAUUCUCCGGAUCGGGUUCCGUCAGCUCCACUCCUACCAACGUGGUCCCCACCGGGAACAUCUGCCCUUCUGGCAGGGUCCUGAAAUCCGGAAUAGUGAACCGGGCCACGAAGCCCGAUGUCCUCGGUUCGGGCUCGGUGAAUUACGGCCAUGGCAGCAUAAUGCGUGGUGGUGGGCUUUCAUCCAAGCCCGGUACGGAUGGUGGGUCCACCAAUAAUCACUCGAGAGGGCUCGUGAUUGGCGGGGAUAUGGGAAGAAGGACGGCGAGUGGGGUUUGCAGUAAUAAUAAUAGUGAUCCUGAAGAAUUAAAGAAGAUGGGGAAUGAGAGCUACAAGAAUGGCCAUUUUGCGGACGCUUUGACAUUUUACGACAAGGCGAUUUCUAUUUCUCCGGCUAAUGCCGCCUAUCAUUUCAAUCGUGCAGCGGCAUUGAUGUGUUUGAGGCGGUUGGUUGAGGCUGUUAGAGAAUGUGAGGAGGCAAUAAGGCUCGAGCCGGGGUACCUGAAGGCUCACCAUCGAUUGGGAUCUUUGUUCCUUAGUUUAGGACAGGUUGAAAAUGCGAGGAAGCACAUUUGUUUUUCGGGUCACCAACCGGAUCCUGUUGAAUUUCAAAAGUUACAGUUAGUGGAGAAGCAUCUGAGCAGGUGUGCUGAUGCCCGAAGAGUUGGCGACUGGCGAAGUACUUUGAGGGAAGUCGAUGCCGCCAUUACCUCUGGAGCCGAUGCUUCUCCUCAGCUGUGUGCAUGCAGGGCAGAAGCUCUCUUAAAGCUCCACCAACUCGAUGAUUCUCUUUCGGCCAUGUCAAACAUUCCUAAAUCCGAGCCUUCCAUUAGUCCUCCUCAUCCUCCCCAGAAGAUUUUCGGGAUGAAUUUUGAAGCAUAUGUAUUAUAUGUCCGAACCCAAGUGGAAUUGUCAAAGGGAAGGUUUGAAAGUGGUCUAUCAGCUGUAGAGAAAGCUAAAGAGAUGGACCCACACAAUGUUGAGAUCUCAACUUUAGUCAACAAUGUGAAGUUGGUGUGCCGAGCUCGUGCCCGUGGAAAUGAUCUAUUCCGGUCAGAAAGGUUCACCGAGGCUUGCUCGGCUUAUGGAGAAGGUCUGAGGCUCGACCCCUCGAAUUCUGUUCUCUACUGCAAUCGAGCGGCUUGUUGGUAUAAGCUCUGUCAAUGGGAAAAAUCGGUGGAUGACUGCAAUCAAGCUCUUCGUAUUCAGCCUAAUUACACUAAAGCUCUGCUUCGGAGGGCUUUGUCUAACAGCAAGCUCGAACGGUGGAGUGAAAGUGUGAGGGAUUAUGAGGUUUUGAGAAGGGAACUCCCGGAUGACAAUGAAGUUGCCGAGUCUCUAUUUCAUGCGCAAGUUGCACUUAGGAAAUCGCGUGGAGAGGAAGUGUACAACAUGAAAUUCGGUGGUGAAGUUGAGUCAGUUUCUGGUCUCGACCAAUUUCGUGCUUCAAUUUUGUCGUCCGGCGCAUCUCUCGUUUAUUUCAAGACAGGUUCCAAUGCACAGUGCAAGCAGAUAUCGCCCUUCUUGGAUGUAUUAUGCACGCGAUAUCCGUCCGUUAAUUUUCUGAUGGUAAAUGUUGAAGAGAGCCCUGCAAUUGCACAUGCGGAGAACGUGAAUAUAGUGCCGACAUUCAAGAUUUACCGAAAGGGUAUCCGAGUUAAGGAAAUGGUGUGCCCGAGCCCAGAGGUUCUCGAGUCAUCUGUGAGGCAUUACAGUAUUUGA